Molecule: messenger RNA, 441 nt
Organism: Mesocestoides corti
Lineage: Eukaryota; Metazoa; Platyhelminthes; Cestoda; Cyclophyllidea; Mesocestoididae
Source: the annotation of a GenBank genome assembly
AUGGCUGAACAGGUUGAGCGUGCGUUUCAAAAGCAAAAACUUUUGGGUAAGAAGCGUUCCCGGUAUUACAAGUCUAUCGGCUUGGGUUACAAGACUCCAAAAGAAGCAAUUUUUGGCACAUAUAUUGACAAGAAGUGCCCAUUCACUAGUGAUGUCACUAUUCGAGGCAGAAUUCUCACAGGCACUGUGCGAAAAAUGAAGAUGAAUCGCACCAUCGUCAUUCGUCGCGACUACAUGAAGUAUGUCAAAAAAUACAAGCGCUUUGAGAAGCGACACAAAAAUAUGUCCGUCCAUUUAUCUCCUUGUUUCCGUGACGUUCAAGUUGGAGAUACUGUAACCUGUGGCGAAUGUCGGCCCUUGAGCAAGACCGUUAGCUUCAACGUUAUCAAAGUGUCGAAAGCAAGCGGCUUCAAGUCGAAGAAAGGAUUUAACAAAUUCUAA